Otolemur garnettii (small-eared galago) is the source of this 3066-nucleotide messenger RNA. It is a transcript of the gene PIGG, whose product is annotated as phosphatidylinositol glycan anchor biosynthesis class G. Gene Ontology annotation, biological process: GPI anchor biosynthetic process. The transcript is spliced from 13 exons. Bases 71 to 3019 code for a protein of 982 amino acids. Lineage: Eukaryota; Metazoa; Chordata; Mammalia; Primates; Galagidae. Gene Ontology annotation, cellular component: endoplasmic reticulum membrane. The record is from RefSeq and is a predicted model, not a curated record.
GGAAGUGGCUGCUACCGAGGCAGAUUUGGAGUUUGUCAGGUCCCGGUACGCCGGCCUGGAGUUGUGCACCAUGCGGCUGGGCUCCGGGACCUUCGCUGCGUGCUGCGUGGUGAUCGAGGUGCUCGGGAUCGCAGUCUUCCUUCGGGGAUUCUUCCCAGUUCCCGUUCGUUCCUCUGCCGGGGCGGAACACCGAACAGAGCCCCCAGCACCCGAACCCUCGGCGGGAUCCAGUUCUAACUGGACCAAGCUUCCGCCGCCUCUCUUCAGUAAAGUUGUUAUUGUUCUGAUAGAUGCCUUGAGAGAUGAUUUUUUGUUUGGGUCAAAGGGUGUGAAAUUUAUGCCCUACACAACUUAUCUUGUGGAAAAAGGAGCAUCUCACAGUUUUGUGGCUGAAGCAAAGCCACCUACAGUUACUAUGCCUCGAAUCAAGGCAUUGACUACCGGGAGCCUCCCUGGCUUUGUUGAUGUCGUCAGGAACCUCAACUCUCCCACACUACUGGAAGACAAUGUGAUAAGACAGGCAAAAGCAGCUGGGAAAAGAAUGAUCUUUUAUGGAGAUGAAACAUGGGUUAAAUUAUUCCCAAAGCAUUUUGUGGAAUAUGAUGGAACAACCUCAUUUUUUGUGUCUGAUUACACAGAGGUGGAUAAUAAUGUCACAAGGCAUUUGGAUAAAGUGUUAAAAAGAGAAGAUUGGGACAUGUUAAUCCUCCACUACCUAGGGCUGGACCACAUUGGCCACAUUUCCGGGCCUAGCAGCCCCCUGAUUGGGCACAAGCUCAGCGAGAUGGACAACAUCCUGAUGAAGAUUCACACCUCACUGCUGUCACAGGAGAGAGAGGGUCUUUCACCCAGUUUGCUGGUUCUUUGUGGAGAUCAUGGCAUGUCUGAUACAGGGAGUCAUGGCGCUUCUUCCACAGGAGAAGUGAACACACCUCUGAUUUUAAUCAGUUCUGCAUUUGAAAGGAAACCUGGUGAUAUCCGACAUCCAAAGCGUGUGCAACAGACUGAUCUUGCUGCAACGCUAGCAAUAGGACUCAGUGUGCCGAUUCCAAAAGACAGUGUAGGGAGUCUUAUAGUCCCAGUUAUAGAAGGAAGACCAAUGAGAGAUCAAAUGAGAUUUUUACAUUUAAAUACAGUACAGCUUAGCAAACUGUUGCAAGAAAAUGUACCAUCAUAUGAAAAAGAUCCUGGAUUUGAGCAGUUUAAGGUGUCAGAAAAGUUGCAUGGGAACUGGAUCAAACUGUACUUGGAGGAAAGUCACUCAGAAGUCCUUUUCAACCUGGGGACCAAGGUUCUCAGGCAGUACCUGGAUGCUCUGAAGACCCUCAGUCUGGCUCUGAGCACACAAGUGGCCCAGUAUGAUGUCUACUCGAUGAUGGUGGGGACUGCUGUGGUUUUGGAGGUCCUUACCCUGCUUCUACUCAGCAUCCCUCAGGCGCUCCGCAGACAGGCUAAGGUGGACAUUCCACUGUCUUCUCCGGCGUUUUCCCUGCUCUUCUAUUUGAUGUUCCUGGUUCUGUCGGCCAUUCACAUCAUCGUGUGCACCUCUGCUGAGAGCUCAUGCUACUUCUGUGGCCUCCUGUGGCCGGUGGCAGGUGGAGUGAUGGUGUUGAUGUCUGCACUGCUCUGUGCAAUUGUCUCUGUUCUGACCAAGAUGUUCAUUAGCAAAAGUCUCCCAAGUAAGAAUCCAGCUCAUCCCAACUCAAGGUGGUCAGAGUUAGAUCUUCUUAUUGUGUUUGGGACAGUGGGCCACGUCUUGAGUCUGGGUGCCAGCAGCUUUGUGGAGGAGGAGCACCAGACCUGGUACUUCCUUGUUAACACCCUAUGUCUAGCUCUGAGUCAAGAACUCUACAGAAACUGCUUUCUGGAAGAUGACGGUGAGCCUCAGCAUCACUUCCAUAUGGAACCAGGGAUUGUGGAUGCUACACCAGGGCUACCGUACAGGACUGGCUGUGAUGUGUGGGAGCAGGACACAGUGCGUGAGAGGCUCUCUCUCUCAGACAUGCUCAGAGGCCGUGAGAAGUGGAUGGCACUGGCCAGUCCAUGGCUGAUACUGGCCUGCUGCCGGCUGCUGCGCUCACUAAACCAGACGGGUGUGCAGUGGGCCCACCGGCCUGACUUUGGCCACUGGCUCACCAGUUCUGAUCACAAAGCUGAGCUCUCAAUCCUGGCCGCCCUCUCCCUCCUUGUGAUUUUCCUGCUGGUUCAGGGGGGCUGCUCCCCUGUGUCCAGGGCAGCCUUGCUGCUGGGGCUGCUGGGCGUCUACUGCUACAGGGUGGCCAUUGGGAAUGUGCUGUUCCCAUGGCAGCAAGACAACAGAGACAUUGCAAAGGGUAUUAUUGAAGCUCGUUUUGUUUAUGUCUUUGUCCUUGGCAUUCUGUUCACGGGCACCAAAGACUUACUCAAAUCUCAAGUAAUUGCUACAGACUUCAAAAUCAAGACUGUGGGUUUAUGGGAGAUACACAGUGGGUUGGUUCUGCUGGCAGCCUUGCUCUUUAGACCCCACAACCUCCCAGUCUUAGCGUUUAGUCUACUGAUUCAGACUGUGCUGACUAAAUUCAUCUGGAAGCCCCUGAGACACGAUGCAGCUGAGAUUACUGUGAUGCAUUACUGGUUUGGUCAAGCAUUCUUCUAUUUCCAGGGCAACUCCAACAACAUUGCCACCGUGGACAUCUCGGCGGGCUUCGUUGGCUUAGACACCUAUGUGGAAAUCCCAGCCAUGUUCCUAACGGCGUUUGGGACGUACGCAGGGCCUGUGUUGUGGGCCAGCCACUUAGUGCAUUUCCUGAGCUCAGUGAGCAGUGAUUCAGCGCUGAGUCAUGCUUGCUUCUGCUACGCACUGAUUUGUUCUAUACCAGUUUCCACAUACAUUAUUUUGGUGACAUCCCUGCGUUAUCAUUUGUUUAUAUGGAGCGUAUUUUCUCCAAAACUUCUCUAUGAGGGAAUGCACCUACUCAUUACAGCUGCUAUUUGUGUAUUCUUCACAGCCAUGGAUCAAGCCAGCCUCACAAAUUCUUAGACUAAGCUGGACACUGGAAAAAUAAUAUAUUUUUAAAGUCUGCUAUU